Molecule: messenger RNA, 2463 nt
Organism: Lytechinus variegatus (green sea urchin)
Lineage: Eukaryota; Metazoa; Echinodermata; Echinoidea; Temnopleuroida; Toxopneustidae
Gene: drc3
Product: dynein regulatory complex subunit 3-like
Exons: 12
Coding region: 173-1744 (523 amino acids)
Molecular function (GO): protein binding
Source: RefSeq, a predicted model, not a curated record
UAUCGCACUUAUUGGUCGCUCUGACUCGCUCAUUUCAAUCGCUCCAUGACAACAAUUGACGCUACAUCAAGCAGACCGUCCGGUCGGAUUUAGGCAUUAUUAAUUCUAUCUCUGUGACUCUGUUAGUUUGGUUUAUUUUCUGGUGUUGAUUGUGAGAAAGUGACUCAUCAAUAUGAGCCGGCUGUAUGACACAGUGGAACCAUCCGUAGUGGAUGAGAUAAUGCUUCAGAAAGCUGUAGAGGAGCAAGGUCCUAAAGAAGAAGCAGGAAGAAUAGCCAAGGCUGAAGGAAUAGACUUUACUGAUGUAACACAGCUUAGAUUAGAUUUCAAAAAUAUCCUCAAAGUUGACAAUCUGUGGCAGUUCAAUAAUCUUGUCAAGCUCCAGUUAGAUAAUAACAUCAUUGAGAAGAUUGAAGGUUUAGACACUCUCCAUCAUCUGGUUUGGCUUGAUUUGUCCUUUAACAAUAUUGAAGUGAUAGAAGGUUUAGACAAGCUUGACAAACUUGAAGACCUGACGCUGUAUAACAAUCGUAUCACAACCUUAGAAAACAUGGACAGCCUCACCAAACUUCAUGUUUUCUCUGUCGGCAAUAAUAACCUUUCAUCUCUAGAAAAUUUAAUCUACAUGAGAAGAUUUAAAGGUUUACAAACACUCAACCUGGCUGGCAAUCCAUUCUGUGAUGAUGCAAACUACAAGCAGUAUGUUGUCGCUCACAUUCCUACCUUAGCUUACCUGGACUUUAGACUCAUUGAUGGAAACACAAAAACAGCUGCCAUGGAGCAGUACAAGUAUGCUAUUGAAGAAUUGAUGGCUGAUGAGACAGCAGCGGAGAACAAGAGAUUGGAAAAAGAACUUAAAGAGAGCGAAUUUGAGAAGCAGAAGCUUGCCUACAUUGAGAACUUAGAUGGACCACAUCUCUUUGAUAACAUGUUUGCUGAGGAUCCAGAAGCAAGCAAACUGGGAGCCCUGCCUGGGGUCGAUGAACUAUUGGCUGUCUAUAAAGAGAAGAUGGUGGCUAUUUGCCAGCAGGUGUUUGACUUUGGACUUGCUGAGCAUGAGAAACGAUGUAAAGAAGUAGACGAGUUCUAUUCCUGUGUACAAGAAGCUAAAGAUGAAAACAAGGACAUGGCUGUAGACAUCAUUGCCGUCUUCAACAAAUAUAAGAAGAAGAUUGUGGCAGAGCUGACCGUGAUGAGCGACCCGAAUGGAAUUGAAUCUCAAAUUACUGAAUACAAAGAAGAAGUUGACAUUCUGUGGGAUAGAUUGAUGGGAUUUGAACUUCAGUUGGUAGAUCAACUAGAGGAUACCAUAAAGGACUUUGAAAGGAACCUGGCAGACAUGGUGUCAUCAUUCGUGGAACACGUCCAAGGAUUGAUAUCUCAGAUUCGAGAUUUAGAGAAUAUCCAUCAUGAGCGUUUGCUUGAGAUUGCUCAUAUCACGUUGGAGAAGUAUGUUAAGAAUGAAUUAGAUGAUGAAUUACCAGAGGAUCUCAGAAUGCUCUUGGUCGACAAGGACACUAUUACUAAUGCGGUGAGCGCAUCCCACGACGUCCAUCUUCUAAAGAUUGAUAACCGAGAAGAUGAUAUCAUUCAGCGUGCUAACGGUUGGUUGGGAGGUUUGAUGGAACGCAUUCAUAAUGAGGAGGAGGUGACGAGGAAUCGGGACCGUGUCAAGGAAAUAAAUAACUUCAUCGAUCAUCUCAAGGAUGAUAUUGAAAACAUGGAACUACCCAAUGCAAUGUGAUGAGAUAGACAGAGAUAUAUCGCUCUACAACCUUGACUGAUAUGUAUUUUAAUUGAUCUUCAAAUAUAUUUUAACUGCAAGUAGAGCUCCAAUAUAGAUUGAUUGAUACAAGGAGCAAUUACAUGAUAUGUCAAAGCUGUGACAUCUUUCUUCUUAGGAUAUGGAGAACAAUGCAUGUUCAGCUUGGCCAUAAAGUGUACAUGCAUCUGUCUAGCUACUGCUAUACCCACUCCUGAUAAGUACAAGUGAUUCCUGCAAAUCAUCCUACAUGUAAUAAAAAAAAUGUUGAAAUAUUUACAUUCAUUCACACAGAAACAUUCAUGCGGAUGGCCGAGUACAACUGUUCUUGAGACAAAGCAAAAUGCACAUAUUCCAGUAGAUAUUGCUGGCAAUGUCACAAGAUUGAGAAGCUUGCAAAUGGUAUUUUUUUCUAUGUUUCUAGUGGUAAUGAAUUGAUAUCAUUGACAGCAUUUGGCAAGUGUUAGAAUACAGAAGACUCACCACAUGUUUGACAUUGAGACAUAUCAAUAAAACUAUGUUUUCCUAAACUUUUUAUCUUCAGAUAUUCUAGAUAUAUCAUUACUAGCAAAAAGAAUUUUACCCUUAAGAAAUAUGACAGUUUGAUUUAACAUUACUAUUUUCCCAGAGAAUCAAAAGGAAGGCUUUUGUUUAAGUACACAAAGACUUGCUUGGUUGGGAAAUUUGGGAUAUGAAAUAUU